Molecule: messenger RNA, 1481 nt
Organism: Rhododendron vialii
Lineage: Eukaryota; Viridiplantae; Streptophyta; Magnoliopsida; Ericales; Ericaceae
Exons: 4
Coding region: 697-1422 (241 amino acids)
Source: RefSeq, a predicted model, not a curated record
AAGUUUGCUCAUCUCCAGACUUCUCUUCUUCACAGCCUCUCCUCUUCUCUCCUCCUAAAAAAACCAAAGUUCUCUCUCCCCAGGUGCUCAAAUUCUUCAAAAUUUGGAUCGCAAGUUAUGACUCCUCCCAAGGUUUAUCUAUCUGCCAACCUUGAGGUCUUCGAUCUAUACGUUUUCAGAGAUGAGAGGGCCUUGUAGAUUGUAGCCCUUGGGAGUUUUUAUGACCUGCGCUCAUCGGAACGGCGGCUUCCUAUGGUGUUGGUGGUUUGCUUUCAAUAUUUUUUUUUGUCUAUGGAGAUGGUUACUUUGUUUUUUCAGAUCCAUCAUUCACACGGGUUUGUGUACGAAAAAACAAAGCUUGGUCGCAGCCUAUGGAUCCAGUCAGAUUCAAGGUUAUAAAUACUCCAAGUUAUAACGCCUACUACUUUUUCCUUCAUCUUACUUUCCUAGUCCUAGUAAAAAUUUACCUGAAUAUCAGGUUUUUUGGUUGUUUGAUUUCGGAUGUGGAAAACUUUUGGAAGGAGCACGCGAUUGGUUGGGCCUCUCUUCAGAGGCUAUCACUCCUGUGGCAAAUUUCCGUCCAUUUCUAAAUUUUUUGUGCUCUGGAAAGGUUGACUGAUAUUCAUUGGUUACUCGAUGACUCGGCGUUUUGGAAGCCGGAUGAAAAGUUGAAGAUUGUAUGAUCUUGUUAUUGUGAUGAACAAAUUUCUGCCUGCUUGGGAAUCAAAUAAUUAUAUUGACUGUGAGCUGGAUAAGCAGAACUUCAAUUUGUUGUCUUUUGUUGAUGAUCCUCGUGUUGUGGAGGUUUAUAAGAAGGCUGCGGAAGACCGAAAAACUCGUGAAAAAGGAAAGGGAAAAUUAGUUCCUGAGAAUGAGCUUGGAAAGGAGAAAGAAGAUUUUAAGUUUGGGUCCUUCAAGAAGAUUCUUAGGGAUUUUCGAAACUUCGACGAGCAUUACAAUAAACCGUCCGAAAAGGAGGGUUAUCAAGUGUUUCAGCCUUCUCAUGUCCAGGGGUUUCAAGCCCCUAGACCUCAAGCACUGGUGCUCAUUAGCAGCUCAGCUCCUACCUAUCACACUGGUCCAAGUUAUGCAGCACCACCUUAUUUUGGUUCAGGCUAUCCUCAUGGUUUUAGUUCUGAGAGUGCUUCAUUUGGUCAGCCAGGGAAUGGACCAGGAUUCUAUGGUGAUCAAGCUUCUUCUUCUUCUAGUCCUUGGUAUUUUGAUUCAGGGGCUACUGCCCAUAUGACUACUAAUGGCUCUCAUAUCUCACAAUCAUCUCCUGCACCAUCAUCUUCUACUGUGGCAGUGGGCAGUGGUCAGACAAUCUCUGUCACUAAUUCAGGAAAAGGACAAACAAACUCACCAAGUUUUACAUCAGGGGCCCUGCCACCAGGGUCUCUAUCCCCAUCUUCCUUCUUCUAAAGCCCCAGUCCAAGCUACUGCUCUUCUCAGCACCCCUUCCUCUUCUAGUGCUGAACUAU